AUGCACCUCACACACCCCCUAACCCUCCUCCUCCCCAUCCUUCUCUCCCACCAAGUACAAGCCCAAUCCACAUCCACAGGCUCAACAACCCGCUACUGGGACUGCUGCAAACCCUCCUGCGCCUGGCCCGGCAAGAUCCCCUCCUCCUCCCUCGCCGCCGGCCCCGUAACGACCUGCGACCGCAACGACAACCCCCUCUCGGACGGCGGCGCCACGCGCAGCGGGUGCGACUCGGGCGGCGGAGCCUACAUGUGCAGCGCCCAGUCCCCCUGGGCCGUCUCGGACGACCUGGCCUACGGCUUCGCCGCCGUGCGGAUCUCGGGCGGGACGGAGGCGCAGUGGUGCUGUGCGUGCUACGAGCUGACCUUCACGAGCGGCGCGGUGGCGGGGAAGAGGAUGGUUGUGCAGGCUACGAAUACGGGGGGGGAUUUGGGGCAGAAUCAUUUUGAUAUUGCGAUCCCCGGCGGCGGCGUGGGCCAAUUCAACGCCUGCACGGAUCAGUACGGAGCGCCGGCCAACGGGUGGGGCCAGCGGUACGGCGGCGUCAGCUCCCGCGCCGAGUGCGACGGGUUCCCCGCGAAGCUCAAGGCCGGGUGCUACUGGCGCUUCGACUGGUUCAAGGGCGCCGAUAACCCGAGCGUCUCCUUCCGCCAGGUGACUUGUCCGGCGGAGAUUACCAAUAAGAGCGGCUGUAGGCGCCAGUGA
Messenger RNA from Colletotrichum paranaense, 705 nucleotides. RefSeq names its product glycosyl hydrolase family 45. Lineage: Eukaryota; Fungi; Ascomycota; Sordariomycetes; Glomerellales; Glomerellaceae. The coding region runs from base 1 to 705 and encodes 234 amino acids. Gene Ontology annotation, biological process: carbohydrate metabolic process. The record is from RefSeq and is a predicted model, not a curated record. Gene Ontology annotation, molecular function: cellulase activity. The transcript is spliced from 2 exons.